AUCGCGGGGCUUCUCCGCUGCGGGGGUCGGGAGGGGGAGAGAGAAGCGAAAGAGACCCCGCUCCUGUUUUCUCCCCGCACCCCUCCCGACCCUCCUGUAGAAGAGCAAGGCAGCCCAGUGCUGCAGGGCGGGGGGAGUGCUGUCAAACGAGUUGGACGGGGUGGGGGAAAGCGUUUUCCCAUUUGACCGAAGUCAAAGAGCGAUGCAGUGAGCAAAGUUGAAGUCUGAACCGAAACUAGACCCCCUUUUCCCUCCACUCCCCUUCACAACCCGGAUCCCAUCCAAGAUCGCACCUGGGGGAGGUCUGACACAGGGAUGCAACACGCCGGCAACUAACGUGUUGAAGAUGAAAAGGUGCUUUGAAGGCGUUGGGCUGCGAUGCUUUCUGAAGGGCACGCCUCUCUCUCUUCACUGGUUGGCAUUCUUCAUUUCUGAUUGGUGGGCUGACUCUAUGUAAGGUAGUGCGAUGGCAGAACACGAGGAGCAGAAUGGGACUGUGGCUGCCCCACAGGGCCAGAAAUACCUCCUUGUCUUCGACUUCGAUGAAACCAUUGUGAACGAGAACAGUGAUGACUCUGUCCUCCAAGUCGCUCCGGACAAAACGCUUCCCGAGUCGCUGCGCCAAACCUUCCAGGAAGGGUCUUACAACAAGUACAUGCAGCAUGUACUGAGGUACCUGGGAGACCAAGGGGUGAAGAUGGCCGACUUCAAAGCUGUCUACGAGAAGAUCCCCCUCUCCCCCGGAAUGCGAGACCUCCUCCAGUACCUCGCCAAGCAGCAGGCCCACUUUGAGAUCAUCCUAAUCUCCGACGCCAACAUGUUCGGCAUUGAAUGUGCCUUGAAGGCCGCGGGUGCCUACUCCCUCUUCCGUAAAAUCUUCAGUAACCCUUCCAGCUUUGACAAGAGGGGUUACUUCACCUUAGGUCCUUAUCACUCACACAGCUGCCCACGGUGUCCAGCAAAUAUGUGCAAGCACAAGAUCCUGACGGAAUACCUGGCUGAGAGGGCCCAGGAGGGCACCAGAUUCGAGAGGGUCUUCUACGUGGGCGAUGGAGCAAAUGACUUUUGCCCUUCCACAGCCAUGAAGUCGAGCGACGUCGCGUUCCCACGGAAGGGCUACCCAAUGCACCAGCUCAUCCUGGAGAUGGAGAAAACCCAACCCGGGACCUACCAAGCCACUGUAGUCCCGUGGGACUCGGCUGCCGAGGUGUGCUGCUACCUUCAAGAUGUUCUCAAGCAGAAAUGUUGAGGAAGAGCUCGUGGUGGAAGAUGCAGCUGCUCUUGAUCCCAUCCCUGCUAGCCGUUCAGAAAUGCCUGAACAUUAACAUCACACCUUUCUCAUGCUUGGCUUGGACUCAGGUGUUUCCCCCUCUUAUUGCUCAGAAUUUGUCUCUGGAUCUUCCCUUCCUUUGUCCUGGAGACAAAUGCUCUGUCUAUGCAGUUAGGAAAUCCAUUCAUGGAAGGGUGGGUGGAUGUUUGGCCAUUUACCUCCUCUUAUUUAUUUUCACCAUUUUGAAAAUUCUUCUUUUGCAUUCCCUAAAACCUCUCCUCUAUUUUCUCUCAAACUAGUUCUCAGAGGCACUUGGGAAAGGCUUGUGUUGCUGCCACAGCAUUUAGCCAGUGGUGUAUCACCCAGCACCAUCUGAUACCAGGGUGAGCAACUUCUGGCCCAUCAGCCUUAGCCAGUACAGCCAGUGGCAGUGGAUAAUGGGAAUUGUAUACUAAAGCAUCUGGAGGACCAGGCAUUGCUCCCUCUGAUAAACUAAGAGUAAUAAAAGUUUAAUAAAA
This is a messenger RNA of Varanus komodoensis (Komodo dragon), 1788 nucleotides long. RefSeq names its product phosphoethanolamine/phosphocholine phosphatase 1 (gene PHOSPHO1). Bases 467 to 1249 code for a protein of 260 amino acids. NCBI's taxonomy places the organism in Eukaryota, Metazoa, Chordata, Lepidosauria, Squamata, Varanidae. Gene Ontology annotation, biological process: bone mineralization involved in bone maturation. The transcript has 4 exons. The record is from RefSeq and is a predicted model, not a curated record. Gene Ontology annotation, molecular function: phosphatase activity.